Molecule: messenger RNA, 6809 nt
Organism: Salvelinus fontinalis (brook trout)
Lineage: Eukaryota; Metazoa; Chordata; Actinopteri; Salmoniformes; Salmonidae
Product: MYND-type zinc finger-containing chromatin reader ZMYND8-like
Exons: 20
Coding region: 1919-5383 (1154 amino acids)
Biological process (GO): regulation of DNA-templated transcription
Molecular function (GO): protein binding
Source: RefSeq, a predicted model, not a curated record
UGAAUAAAAGAGUGUAAACCUUGGCUCACUGCUGGGCUGCAUGCUAACAGUACUCUGUCAUCUCACAGUGCUCUCGCUGCUAGCACACGUAGCACAGAGAGUUGGCUAACAUUAGCUCUCUUUCAUGUGGGCCUCGUUUUGUUUGUUCGCUCUCUGUGUCCAGAACAGCAAGGCCCUGUAGGGGGAUAUCUGUCAGCGGCGUGUCUAAACAAGAAAAGGCCCAUAUGCUGGAUUAUUUGUAUUUUUCUUCAUUUUUGUGUCCUCUUAAUCUUCUUUCAUGAUCCAAAUGACAUUAGGGAUUAUUUGAUGCUACACUCGUUUUGAUAGUGGCGAUUUAACCUGGUGAUCAUCGAUUGAGACUUUCCCCCGUUGGGUUUAUGAAUGAUCAAUGUCACGGACUUGGUUUGACGAGCAGGACAUCAAGGUUUACAGUGUGUGUUCAUGGGGGUGGCUCUAUUGGUUUAGUUUAUUUAGUUAAUGGCCUCUUUUACAGUGGUAGUCAUGCUUGGGCUCAUCAAUGGCUGCCCUCAGCUCUGGAGCAUUGUGCUGUCUCCUUUUUCUACUCAGUCCUUUUUUCCCUUUUUAGAUCAAUGACUGUGAUGGAUGUGGAUUCUUAAGAAUAGAUCAACUCUAAUCUCAUUCAAGACUUUCCCAUGUGACCACUUCUUGAACCUUGUCCAAAGGCUGUUUUUCUAUCUAGCUAGUGCUAGAUAUUUGCCUUUUAGGCUGCCUGUACCUAGACGUUCUUUGCCCACUGCCACAUCCACCUCUACCAGGAGCCACCAGGGCUAAGAGCCUGAACUGGUUCAGCGUGUGUCCUGUGGUGGGUCCAUUCCCGAGGAGGAUUUUCUUUAAGAGGACGAUGAAUGGGACGACAUCCUUGGAACGAGGCUCUCAGUGGCACUGACAAAGGAGGGGCUGAACUCUCAAAGAACCCCAUUCAUCACCAAGGACCCCCCCCCUUUCUUCUCCUCCUCUUUCUUCCUGAGAGGAAAUGAGAUGAGAGCGGAACCAGAGACAGAAAAAGCUACAGGCUUUGAUUUGGGCAUUUCUUUGAAUGAAAGAAGCUCUUUUUUUUUUAAUAUAUUUUUUUAUAUAUUGAUAUGAUUUGCUGUGGAAAUCUGAUUUAUUGUUUGGGCUGUUCAGAACAUGAUGUUUAGGCUAGUUAACAAACCUAUGUAACAGGUAAAAACCCUGUAGUUAGCUAAUAAGACCAAGGUUGACUCCGUAAAGCUUACUAAAGUGAUCUGGUGCAGUGGGUUUCUAGGAAUAGGCUAAACAGCCUUUAGGGACACCUGUUGUUAGAGCUGGGGUUUGAGUGGCUACCAAGAAGCACCUUCGCUUGACACUCUCUCUUCCAUGACUGUCUGAGGCAAUUUCCUGUGAUUCACCGUCCAUUUUGAAGGUGCAAAUCCUUGCGUGACAUAGCCUAUGCAAUUGUUUGUGUUUUCGGAAUCAUUGUUUUCAAGGCAUUCCGCUUUUGAACGAACUUGCGUUGGACAGAACGAGCGUCUUGAAUGUAGGUAGGUGGGCAAAGUGAGACGCAAACAAACUCGUCAAUGCAUGGCCCUCAUCAGGACUGAAGCCCUUGUCUCUCCGUUGUCUCCUAGAGGACAGGCACACACAGCCUACUCUCUGUUGGGUGGCCUUGUUUGUUGUGCUGAGGCACGAGUUGUGGCCCAGCUGAAUCAAGAGGACUUGUUGCCAUGGAGAUCCUCUCCAGUGGCACCCCAUGGAACACAAACACCCAAGUCUAUCUGACUGUGAUGACCAAUGAUUAUAGACACGCAUAGGAAGACAUGGUGAUCAUGAAGGCCAUGGUUCUGAGGUCCAAGUACAUUUUGUGACACGUCGGGUUGCACCUUAGAUUUGUCUGGCUGAGGAGGAGGUAAAGACCGAGUCCGAGGGGGUAGAGGGGAUGGAUGUGUCCGUGCGAUCCAAAGUGUCUGACCCUGGGUCAGCAGAGCGGGCGCUGGUGGCUCAGAAGAGGAAGGUGUCCAGCCCCACCCACUCCUCCAAUGGCCACUCCCCCUCAGACACCUCCCCCAGCCCCCUGAAGAAGAAGAAGAAACCUGGAGCCGUCCAUAGCAACAACAAAGACCAGUCAGAGCUAAGACAUGGUCCCUUUUACUAUGUGAAGCAGCCAUCACUCACCACAGACCCUGUUGAUGUUGUACCGCAGGACGGCAGGAAUGACUUCUACUGUUGGCUGUGCCACCGCGAGGGCCAGGUGCUCUGCUGUGAGCUCUGCCCGAGGGUGUACCAUGCCAAGUGCCUCAAACUGCCAGCAGAGCCCGAGGGCGACUGGUUCUGUCCAGAGUGUGAGAAAAUCACAGUAGCAGAGUGCAUAGAGACACAGAGCAAAGCCAUGACCAUGCUAACGAUAGAUCAGCUCUCAUACCUGCUGAAGUUUGCCCUCCAGAAGAUGAAACAGCCAGGGACUGAGCCCUUCUGGAAGCCCGUGUCUCUGGAGCAGCACCCUGACUAUGCCGAGUACAUAUUCCAUGCUAUGGACCUCGCAACACUGGAGAAGAAUAUGAAAAAGAAAAUGUAUGGCUGCACAGAAGCCUUCUUGGCUGACAUGAAAUGGAUAUUGCACAACUGCAUCAUCUACAAUGGUGGUAAUCACAAACUAACAGCAACAGCAAAGGUCGUUGUGAAGAUCUGUGAACAUGAAAUGAAUGAAAUCGAGGUCUGUCCAGAGUGCUACCUGUCCUCGUGCCAAAAGAGGGACAACUGGUUUUGCGAGCCAUGUGGUCAUACCCACCCCCUGGUGUGGGCCAAGCUGAAGGGCUUCCCCUUCUGGCCAGCCAAAGCACUACGGGAGAAAGACGGACAGGUGGACGCACGCUUCUUCGGACAGCAUGACAGGGCGUGGGUUCCCAUCAACAACUGCUACCUCAUGUCCAAGGAGAUUCCCUUCUCUGUGAAGAAGACCAAGAGCAUCUUCAACAGUGCCAUGCAGGAGAUGGAGGUCUACGUGGAGAACAUCCGCAAGAAGUUUGGGGUGUUUAACUACGCCCCCUUCCGGACCCCCUUCACACCCAACAACCAGCUCCAGAUGCUGCUGGAUCCAGCCAACCCCGGGGCAGGGGCCGUGAAGAUGGAGAAACCCGACAAGAUGCGCUUCAACUUCGACAUGACCGCGUCUCCCAAGAUGCUCCUGGGCAAGAGCUCUCUGUCGAGCGGGAUGGGGCGGAGGAUCUCUCUGACGGACAUGCCUCGCUCUCCCAUGAGCACCAACUCCUCUGUACACACGGGGUCUGACGUGGAGCAGGAUGGGAUGGAGAGAGGGCCCAGGAACCCCCCAUUCCACUACAGUGCUGGGGAGGAGUCUAUGGACUACACCGCGUCCCCUGGGUCAGUGAAGAUGGGCCAUGCAGGCAGCUUGACGGGCAGCCCCAAGCCAUUCUCCCCUGGUCUGGUGCCCAAGCAGGAGAGGGCCCCGGGCACAGGCAGCAUCCUCAAUCUCAACCUGGAUCGUGUGAAGGCUGAGAUGGACCUGAAGGAGCUCAGUGAGGCAGUACAGCAGCAGCAGCAGCAGCAACAACAACAACAACAGGGGUCAUCACUCCUCACCACCGCCCCCAAGAGACCAAUCAGGAGCCUGGACAAGACCAUCGAGAGCUGCAAGGCCCAACUCGGCAUUGAUGGGAUCUCUGAGGACGUGUAUAAGGGUGUGGAACACAGUGACUCAGAGGAUUCCGAAAAGUCUGACUCCAGCGACAGCGAGUACCUUAGCGAUGAGGAGCACAGACAGAAGAGCGCCACCCAUGACGACAAGGACAAAGCAGAGAGGGAGUCAAGGAAGAGGCCCAAGGCGAGCGCACAGGGAGAGGACAAGGAGGCAGUCACAGAGACCAGGGAUAAAAAAAACUCUGAAGCCCUGCUCAAAGACAGACAGGGCAUCAAUGGCCCAGAGAGAGACUCCCAGGAGAAGCCCAGGACGCCCCAGACUCAGCCCCCCACAGACAUGCCCAAGGCCCCAGAGGGGAGGGCCCUUGCUGGCCCAGACCAGGACUCAGACUCGGAGAGGGAGCUGGUUAUUGACCUGGGGGAUGAACAGGGGGGUCGCGACCGUAAGGCCAGGAGGGAGCCAGGGGCCGGAGUCGCUAAGGCCAUGAAGGAGCCCCUUGGCACCAAGCUGGAAGGAAAAUUCCCUGCCGCGGUGACACCCUCUCCAGCCUCUGCCACUUUGUCCAACCUCAAAGACCCCAGUCAGCCACUCAUCAACCCUCCACUCAACCUGUCCUCCAGCACAGGCUCUGGUCAGCCCAACACGGCCCUCAGCACCACCCCCUCUCCAGCCCCCACCUCUGCCCCCACCCUCUCCUCCGCCGCCUCGGCAGUGAAGAAACAGCGCCCUCUGCUGCCCAAAGAGACGGCUCAGGCAGUGCAACGUACGGUGGUGUGGAACCCGGCCAACAAGUUCCAGACGUCGUCCCAGAAGUGGCACAUGCAGAAGGUGCAGCGGCAGCAGCAGCAGGAGGAGCAGCCGUCUACGCCAACACAAACACAGGUUCCUGUUCCGGUCCAGGUGCCGACGCAGACCCAGGCACAGACACGCAGCCCACAGCAGCUCCAGUCACAGCAGCAGUUGCCGGCAUCUUCCAGUAUGCGCUACCAGACCAGACAAGCAGCAAAAGCCGUGCAACAGAAAGAUGGUCCCCAGACCUCCACCUCAUCAGUCACCUUGGUCACCUCUGGUGCCGCCUCCUCCUCGUCUUACCUGGCAGGAGACUUUCAGAUCCCCACAGCUUCAGCAGAUGUGGCAGCUGACAUAGCAAAGUACACCAACAAAAUGAUGGAAACGAUAAAAGGAACGAUGACAGAAAUCUACAACGACCUUUCCAAAAGCACUUCAGGAAACACAAUCGCAGAGAUCCGGCGGCUGAGGAUAGAGAUUGAGAAACUUCAGUGGCUACAUCAGCAAGAGCUUUCGGAGAUGAAGCACAAUCUUGAACUGACUAUGGCGGAGAUGAGACAGAGUCUGGAGCAGGAGAGGGAGCGCCUGGUGGCGGAGGUGAAGAAGCAUAUGGAGGUGGAGAAACAGCAGGCGGUGGAUGACACCAAGAAAAAGCAGUGGUGUGCCAACUGCAGGAAGGAGGCCAUAUUCUACUGCUGCUGGAACACUAGCUACUGUGACUACCCCUGCCAGCAAGCCCACUGGCCAGAACACAUGAAGUCCUGCACACAGUCAGCAACAGCUUCUCAGCAGGAACCAGAGGCGGAGUCUACCUCUGACCCUUCAGCCAAAUCACCAGGUCACUCCUCCAGUGCCCAGACCCCUUCUGGUACAGGAUCUGCUGCCACAGACAAAGGCCCCUCUUCUACCUGCUGUGUGGACAAGAGCAAGGACAGUGCCAGUGUUACUGUGCCCUAACCACUACACUGCACACACACACACACACACACACAAUUUUACUCUACAAUCCUGCAGUCUGUAAAAUGUAUGUAUCUGUUGCAAAGAGACAGAUCCAAUAAACCAAGCCUUUUUGCGACCAACUAAUCUGGGAAUGUCCAGCGAAUCUCCGUAUGAAAGACCACAGAGGUAUCAAAACCACCCUCACCCUCUCCUAGCCAGGCUUAGGGCUUUAAAACGCCAAGGACACUCCUUGCAUAAAGUCCUGCUCCUCUGUGAUUCAGCUGACUCAUCCCCUGUCCCGUGUUUUGUUCAACGUCUGCCUCGUGAUCCGAUGUUUUAAGCCAUCCUUCAUCCUCCUCAAAGUCUAUUUGCUAGACUGGAGGAUUCACUUACCUUGUCCUUGUGACUAGUUCAUCUGGAUAUCAAACUUCAGUCUGUAUACAUUUGAACUCUCUUUCCUCUUUUCAUCCUAUUUUUAUAUCCCUCUUACCAUCUAUCCUAACGCUAGUUAUCUACAGGAAAGUACAUCAAAAGAUCAGACAUCAAUGUUUUGUGUGUUCUUACAACAAUCUUAAACUUGAAACCUGUGAUGCUGCUCUUUAAAAUAUACCACAAGUCUUUAUAGUUAUUUGCCACCAGAAGUGAAACCGAGCACAUUACUGUGCCAGCCCUUUUUGGUACACCCUAACAAUCUCAAAUGUAAAUGAUUCUACAUUGUUAAUGUGGUUUAAAAGGUAUUGUCAAUGCGGUUUAAAAGUUUCAUAAUUUUGUAAGGAUUUGACAAGGGUGUAUUUGAAAAUCCAUGAACAGUAUACACAGACAUUUCAUUCAAAGGGAUAGCAUUAAGUUGGUAAUCACCCCCCCCCCCCGUGUGUACGUUAUUGUUUCAUACUCGUAUAUCGUAGUUCCUCAGUGUAUACAUAGAUUUUAAUAAACUGUGAUGUAUAAAAACUAUAAAAAGGUUCAAACUGUACAAAGUUUUUGUAAUAAGACACAUGGACAAUAUUUAUAGUGCUAUGACAAGCAUAUGAGAUUUUUUUUUUUUUUUUAAGUACUGUUUGUGAAUGAAAAUCACUUUCCAAAUGUUUUGAAACGGCUCAGCUCUGGAAAUCAUUUUAUUUAAAUGCAUUGUAAGACAUUAUAUGAAUGUCACCUGGACCCUCUGUUCAGAUUCUGUCAGAACUAUUUGUCUCAUCAACCUUCAAUGGUUUGGUUAUUCAUUAACAAUGUAAGCCUACUCCAGAAUGACUUUCGACCAUGAUAGUGUUUUUGGAGGGUAAAGGAAACAGCAAAACUGACUGACUGUAUAUUAUUCUGAGCAUGUUUAUUUACCCCUUUGUUUGUCAUAUAUUCUCUUGUUUACAUAUUGUACAUAUAGUAAAUGGAUUGUUAAUGUCUUUAAGAAAAAAAAUUAAACCGGUCUGACCAAUGUUUUUAAAAAGUA